This is a messenger RNA of Pangasianodon hypophthalmus (striped catfish), 1548 nucleotides long. RefSeq names its product zgc:172076. NCBI's taxonomy places the organism in Eukaryota, Metazoa, Chordata, Actinopteri, Siluriformes, Pangasiidae. Gene Ontology annotation, biological process: phosphocreatine biosynthetic process. Gene Ontology annotation, molecular function: creatine kinase activity. The record is from RefSeq and is a predicted model, not a curated record.
AUUUUAAGGCCAGUUGUCACGAGCCAGUGCUUGUGCUGCAUUCCUGUCCGUGCACAGUGCACUCCACAAUCACACGCUGCAGCCAACGAGAAAGGAUGUGGAAGAGAAAGAAAGAAUGGUUGAUCAAGCCCCCCAAGGAGCACCCUUUGGAGACAAAGUACAGGCCUGUGCUCGAGAGCAUGAUCCCCCCAGACCCCAUGAGCAAGCUUAAACUGAAGAGGGGUUGUCCCAAAGAAGAGUUCCCUAGUCUGGAUGGAAACUACACCUGCAUGGCCCGUGUGCUUGAUCUGCAUAUGUACACACGCCAGUUCAACCGGGCCACUGAGAGUGGAGUCAUCUUUGAUGACAUCAUUCGUCCAGGCCUGGAGGACCUAGGAACAAGCACAGGGCCUUUGACUGUAGGCUGUUUAGCCGGAGAUGCUCAGUCCUACAUUCUCUUCUGUGACUUUUUUGACCGCAUCAUUGAAGCCUACCACAGCUACAAGGUGCUCGGUCACGUUACGCAAAAGAGUGACUUCAAUUAUGACAACCUCAAGGGAGGUGAUGACUUUGACCAAGCGUAUGCUGUGAGCUGUGAGGUGAGUGCUUCUCGCUGCAUUGACGACUUCUGCUUCCCCACACACUGCAGCCGAGGGGAGCGGAGACAUCUCCUCACACUGGCCAAAAAAGCUCUGGAUCAACUUAGCGAAGAACUCCCAGGCAAGCUUUACUCAAUGGAAGAGCUCAACCAAGAGACAGAAGAUAAAGGGCUCAUUCUGGAUGCCCCACCCACCACAUUAAUGAAGACCGGAGUGGCCCGAGAUUGGCCUGAUGCACGGGCAUUGUGGAUGAGUGACAAUGGGAGCCUGGCAGUUUGGGUGAACAUGGAGGACCAUCUGAAACUGGUGUCUUCCAGAAGCGACGCCAAUAUCCAGGAGGCAUUUGCAUCUGUGUGCAUCAAUCUAGUAAAGUUGGAGGCAAUGUAUAAUAAACUAAGGCACCCGUUUAUCUGGAAGCCUCACUUGGGCUGGGGUGGUGCCUCACCGGCGGAGGUGGGCACUGGUCUGAAGGCCAGUGUCACUGUCAGGCUGAUACACCUGCCUGAGCACAAACACCUGAACAACAUCCUGGACAGACUGAGACUUCGCAUGGAGGCAGACAACUCAUAUGGAUUGUACAAAAUAAGCAACCAACAAACCAUUGGGCUCACGGAAGUGGAGUUUACGCAGCUCGUGGUGGAUGGGGUUAAACUUCUCAUCAGGAUUGAGAAGAGACUGGAGGACAAUGCGGGCAUUGAUGACCUGGUGCCUGCACAGAAGUAGAGUCACCACCCAGCUACAGGACAUGUUUUACGGAGACUAGAUGCACUGUGCACUGUUAUGCGUUGUAGUACUUCUGCUCAUGGAGCGCUUUCACAAAGCUAUGCAUAGUUAAAUCACAUUUAAACAGUGUUCUGAAAAAGAAUUUUGUUAUUGUUUGAUUUGAUUUGAAUUUGAUGUGGAGCCCACUGCUCCACUGUAUGUACAGGCUGUUAAUUAAAAUACAUUACAGCACUACUGAAUUAUCAAA